AUGACAGAGACUCAGUCCUUGUUUUCGUGCUUUGGCUGCGGUGAAGGAUCAAAUCAUCGAGUUCCAAUCACACCAGAUCGCUUCGUUAAUCAUGCUGCAUCUCCGGAAAUCGAGGACCUUCUGGCAAAUAAGAUGAGUAAGCUGAGCGUCAAGGAACGAGAUGAAGCCACUCAUGACCUCCAUUGUGUAGGAGAAGAUCUAAUGGAGACUCCUGAGAUGGUGGAAAAGUCACUUGCUGAAUUCGACAAUGCAAUCAAACGUGAGAAAAACGCAACUUAUGAGAUUGCAAAGGGCCAGAACAGAGCAUAUGCUGAAGAUCGAUUUUUUCGGUUAAAAUUUCUCAGGGCGAAUAUGCUUGAUGUCAACCGAUCAGUGAAAAUGAUGCUGAGAUUCUUGGAGCAAAAGGCACUUCAUUUCGGCAUUGAAAAGGUUGCUCGGGACAUCACAGUAGAUGAUUUGACAGAUGAAGAUAAAAAGUUCAUGCGGUUAGGUCUUUUUCACAUCCAGGAGGGCAGAGAUAGGUCUGGUAGAAUUGUUUUCUAUUUAUCCAAUUCCUGCACGGGAUCCUGUACCCCUGAAACUUUGAACCGUCUCUUCUAUCACGUCGUGUUCAACAUCUUGAUCAAGAUGCCUACAGUCCAACUGAAAGGUUUGAAUGGCGUCUAUUACGAUGUCGCAAAACUGAAGGAAGGUGCUGCAUUGCCAGGAUUGAAGUAUGUGAAGACUAUCAUCGAUUUUGUUACUUCUGUUCCUGUCCGGUUUUCGUCAAUGCACUACUGUCUGAAGAGAAAAAAGGGAAAUCUCGCUCGAAAUGACUUCAUCCUUAAAACAGCACUCAAGUCCAUCCCAAAGUAUAGUUCCGCAAGGACUCGGAUUCACCUUGGCAGUGAUAUGGAGCUCCAAUAUCAACUGCAAAGCCAUGGAAUUCCCAUCCAAUUCUGUCCUAUUGAUGGGGAUGGGAACUUCCGAACAGAUAUACUGAAUCGUUGGUUGAACCAUUAUGAGUCAAGUACUGGUACGGCCUUAAACCAAUGUAAAGAUGAUAGGAAGAGCAGACAGAACACUGUUCCGCUUCGACAUGACGUAUUACUGGGUCGAGGAAAAUCGCUCCAGGCUCAUCUUGGCAACGUUUGCUUCCGAGAGUUUGUGAAGCGGUACAGCGAAGAAUAUGACGAAACUCCACGAAAUUACCGGAGAUUAGUUCCAAUGAAAGUGAUCCAAGACCUCAAGAGCCGUGGGAUCCGGUUCCUUCGGCAAGACGAAAAAACCGGCGAAUGGGUCGAACCUGACAUUUCAGAUAUCGAGAAGACAGUGGGCCAAGUUUUUCGGAAUCUGAGGAAGAGGCAUAAGCAAGAAAGUGUAUAG
Messenger RNA from Cylindrotheca closterium, 1365 nucleotides. The record is from the annotation of a GenBank genome assembly. Lineage: Eukaryota; Bacillariophyta; Bacillariophyceae; Bacillariales; Bacillariaceae.